AUGGGGCUGCUUGCUCUGCUCCAUAUCGCCCAGGCGGCCCUGGGCCUCUGCCCCGGCACCGCUGGCGGCCAGGGCGACCCGCACCUGUACGGCGCGCACGGCGGCCACGCCGACUUUCGCGGCCGCGACAACACGUUCUUCAAUGUUGUGUCUCACCAGAAGAUGAGCGCGAACAUCAAGACGAAGGACGGGGAGUUCCGCCUGCAUGGCGCCAUCGUGAACGGAAGCUGGAUGGUGGAAUUGCACCUGAUCGCGCCAACGACCGCGGGCCCCCUCUUUUGGACCUAUGACGCGGCGAGGAUCUCACCCGCCUCGCUGCUCGGCUUCAGUAACGGCACCUGCGGCGGCAAACCCUUCAAGCUCACGGGCUCCAGGAUGGGCAACCUCCUGCGCAAUGGGCCACUUCAGAGGAAGGUCUGCGGCGAUGUCGUCUUGCAGGCGAAUCACAGCUCCGUGAAGGUCUUCAUGCUGCCCUACUGGGCCAUCACCGUGGCGCCCAAGGCGACCCCGGACUACUUCCACAGGUCUGACCGUAUCUCCGGGCCGGAGGCGCACCACUUGCCCCAGCGCGCAGCGGUGCGCCUUGACCUGCUGUUCACCCUCCUGCGUCCCGAGCGGAGCCUGGACGUGGCGCCCCACGGCCUCAUCGGGCAGACCUUUGACGGCUCUGACGUCGGAGUGGACGGUGCGGUCGACCCGAAGCCGCAGCGCGGCGAGCGCAUGACCACGAUGGCGAUGGCGGAGGGCUCGAUCGAGGGCGUGUGGCAGGAUUACAUCAUGCCCUCGCCGUUCGCGACGUCGUUCAAGUUCAGCCGCUACAACGUUCAAGUUCGCAGCGACGUCCACCUCGGCCUCCGCGACGGCCUCCCACGACGAGGGCACCGAUGA
Emiliania huxleyi CCMP1516 is the source of this 888-nucleotide messenger RNA. RefSeq lists its product as hypothetical. The transcript has 4 exons. Lineage: Eukaryota; Haptophyta; Isochrysidales; Noelaerhabdaceae. The record is from RefSeq and is a predicted model, not a curated record. The coding region runs from base 1 to 888 and encodes 295 amino acids.